This is a messenger RNA of Lampris incognitus (smalleye Pacific opah), 3178 nucleotides long. RefSeq names its product ELAV like RNA binding protein 1a (gene elavl1a). The record is from RefSeq and is a predicted model, not a curated record. Lineage: Eukaryota; Metazoa; Chordata; Actinopteri; Lampriformes; Lampridae. Gene Ontology annotation, molecular function: RNA binding. Bases 147 to 1187 code for a protein of 346 amino acids. Gene Ontology annotation, cellular component: ribonucleoprotein complex. The transcript has 7 exons.
GUUCGUUGUUCACUUCCGUUGGUUCUUGAGAGAGGGGGCUGUCAAGUGAACGUCGUAGCCGCCGCGAAAAAGAGAGAAAUUCCAGAAGAGCAAAAUCGCCAAAUCCCCCCCAAAAAAAGCUGCCCCAGGAGCAGUAUAGUGUCUUCAUGGCAGUUCGGAGAGGACACAUUAGGUACUUGAAAGAGGUGUAUGACAUGUCUAACGGUUACGAAGACCACAUGGGAGGGGAGGAAGGGAAGGAUGCCAAGACAAACCUGAUCGUAAACUACCUGCCUCAGAGCAUGACACAGGACGAGCUGCGAAGCCUCUUCAGCAGCAUCGGAGAGGUGGAGUCUGCCAAGCUCAUUCGAGACAAAGUUGCAGGCCACAGUUUAGGGUACGGAUUUGUUAACUAUCUUAACCCUAGUGAUGCAGACAGAGCUAUCAAUACACUGAAUGGACUAAGGCUACAGUCUAAAACUAUCAAGGUGUCAUAUGCGCGGCCAAGCUCCGACACAAUAAAGGAUGCGAACCUGUAUAUCAGCGGCUUGCCCAAGACAAUGACCCAGAAAGAUGUCGAGGACAUGUUUGCCCGCUAUGGGCGCAUCAUCAAUUCACGUGUACUUGUUGACCAGGCUUCAGGUACAGCAGGAGAAUGUAUGUCCCGUGGGGUGGCAUUUAUCCGGUUUGACAAACGGGCUGAGGCAGAGGAUGCCAUCAAAGACCUAAACGGCCAGAAGCCCCCUGGGGCCUCUGAGCCCAUCACCGUGAAAUUUGCUGCCAAUCCAAACCAGGUGAAGAACACUCAGCUCAUCUCCCAGCUCUACCACAACCAGUCCCGGCGCUUUGGGGGACCCUUGCAUCACCAAGCACAGCGGUUCAGGUUCUCCCCCAUGAGUGUGGAUCAUAUGGGUGGAAUGGGUGGCGUUGGUGUACCUGGGAACUCCUCCUCAGGUUGGUGUAUCUUCAUCUACAACCUGGGCCAGGACGCAGAUGAGGGCAUCCUCUGGCAGAUGUUUGGGCCUUUUGGUGCUGUCACCAACGUCAAGGUGAUCCGAGACUUCAACACCAACAAGUGCAAGGGCUUUGGCUUCGUUACCAUGACAAAUUACGAGGAGGCUGCCAUGGCCAUCGCCAGUCUCAACGGCUACCGUCUUGGAGACAAGAUCCUGCAAGUGUCCUUCAAAACUAGCAAGGGUCACAAAUAAGACAGCUGAACAAUUAGAAAAGAGAGGGAUAGAGAGGGCGAGACAGACUGAUGCACCAGGCUUUUAUUGCAGAGUGUAGAUAUAAAUUGGUAAAAGUUUGGCUCAGCAAUUUGGUUUUUUUUUUUAAUAGUGUUUUCUCACUCAAAGUGGAUAUUCACUCUUCUGCGUCAUUGUACAUGUCAAAUGUCUAGGCACCACUGUUUUUCUUCUUUUACUUAAUUCUCCUUUUUUUGUCUUUAUACUCUUACCUGUGGCCUGAGGCUGCUCCAAAUGUAAUAUUAAUCUAAGUGGAGGGAGCCAAUUCCAAGAUUCUCCGACCAAUUUCCUGCUUGGACAAUUUCUUGUAAAGGUAAAAUACUGUCCCUUUGUGAUGGAAAUUUACAAUAGCCACGAGUGAGACAAGAGUAAUGGUGCAGAACUGCACAUGUUAAGCAAAGGGCUUUCACAGGUUGAAUGAAAAUGGGGGGAAAAAAAAGUCAAGGUUAUCCAAGCAAAAUCCUGCACACUACUCUCAAAGUGUCAGGUGUUUCAUUUGACAAUGGUUUAUGUGAUUACUAAAACAUCAGAAGAGGAUUUUGCUGGGAGACGGCAGCUGACGUUUCCCUUUGGCUAAGCAGCAACGUCUUUUGGACUCUGGUCCUUAUCUAGAAAUAGAUGCCUUAAUUUAUCAUCUGACAGACAGACCCCCCCUGCUGGCUAUAUCCUGAAUAACAGAGAGCAAAGCUCUUAACCAAUUGGUUUUUGGCCACUAUGAAUAUCAGUUGUCUUGAUGUUGCAUCCCCCCCUAAUUUGGAAAAGAGUUUUACAUGUGGAAGGCUUUGCUCUGGAGGAAAAACAUCUUUCUGUUUCAUAAUCAGUGUGGUCAGUGUCUCCUAUAAGUUGUAUCUAAGUAAAAAGUCCUGGUGGAUUAGUAAAAUGGACCAAAGAGAUUGAGGGUUUUUAGCUUCUUCCCCUGAGAUGUAAUGUAAGCAGAUUUAGAGAAAAUAAAAUUUACACAUUAAAAGUUUUUGAACAGGUACUCGAGGUUAUAUUGAACACUGACUGAGACCAGUGCUGUCAGCUUAACGUUGCUGUUUUUUUUCUUCCUGUUUGAGUUAAUUGGUCUUUUUUUUUCUUUUUAAACUUUUUUCCCUUUUCCAGAGGCGAAGGUUUAUAAUCAUUAAGUGUAAAAAAAACAAAACAGAAACUUAAAGGAGUGCUUAUCCUGAGUUCAAGGAGAAAUGAAUGGCCUUUGUUACAAUUGUGUCGGUUUAGAGUUGCUUUUUUUUCUUUCUUUCCUUUGUUUUGAUUGUUUGACUUUGAAUAUAAACCAUUAAAUUUUGUUUUGUUUUGCCGAAAUUUUUGUUUGGUUUUUUGUUUUAUUUACACUCAUUUGGUUUUGACUCGGUUUAGAUUUGUUUUUUAAUUUUCUAGUGACAAAGAACGCAGUACAGACGCCAAUCCCAUUGACAGCCGUCGGCUCCGAGCAGAUAUCCGUAUGUCUGAAGUGUGAGUGGGUGUUUGUGGCUUGGCGCAUUACACAGCCGAAAGCAGCGUGGGCCUGACAAGCACCUGUGCUCUCUCUUAACAGCAGGCCGUAAUAACAAGUGUGCUCUGUCAACAGUGGCGGCAGCAAUCAUUCUUCUCAAGUUUAUUUUUUUGGGCAUUUUCACCUUCUAUUAGACAGUGUUAGCGAAGAGGCGGAUAAGAAAUGGGGAGAGAGGGGUCAACAAAGAUCUCACUGGCUGGAAUUGAACCGGCCACUGUUGGCGACCGUGUGGCCUGUGCUCUUAACCGUUCGGCUACGGAGGCACCCUGAUAAACGGGUUUUGAAGGCUGGAAGAUUACCCUGCCAUAUGGACCAAUGAAAGGUCAGGAGACAAGUCACAGAAAGUUGAAUUCGUUCAUCUGGACACGUUUAUUGAGAGAGAAUCGUUUCAUCGCUCAUCUAAGUGAGCUCUUCAGUCUUGACUGACUGCAGGUAUCCCCACCCUUAUAAACAAUACAGUGGC